AUGAAUCAUCGACCGGAACAAGCGAAUCUUCCGCCAGUUCCCAUCAACACCCUGUCGAGACUCUUUACACGUUACCUGUCGGAAUGCAAGGUUGCUAAACAGUGGAAGACCAAUAAGACUCUGUUGCUGAACAAAAUGGGAGAUCCACAAGAUGGAGAAAAUCAUCUACGACUUCUACUCUGA
Messenger RNA from Necator americanus (New World hookworm), 183 nucleotides. RefSeq lists its product as uncharacterized. NCBI's taxonomy places the organism in Eukaryota, Metazoa, Nematoda, Chromadorea, Rhabditida, Ancylostomatidae. The record is from RefSeq and is a predicted model, not a curated record. The transcript is spliced from 2 exons. Bases 1 to 183 code for a protein of 60 amino acids.